CUUCCUGCGUCACGCGCGCUGACGUCAUCACGCUACGCCCAGGGGUGAGAGGUCGCCCGGUUUGUUUCCCGCAGGUUGCCUUCCUUCUACUCGGCUUCCUCCCGUUAUAUGAGAUAUCCGGGGGUCCGGCCUCUCUCCAUGCGGGGGCGGGAGCAUGACCCGGAGAGCAGCUAGCAGGAAGAGGAGAGCGGCGCCCGAGACAGCCUCUGGAGAGCAGGGUGAUUGGGACCAUGCUGCACAGAAAAGGAAGAGGCUUCCUCCCGAAAAGAAGUCGGUGGUGUAUUACCUGAAAUCGCGGGAGGUGAAAGAGCAGGGUGACGGGAAUUACCGCCGGCUAUUGCGUGGCUUCGCUGCUCAAACCCUUCCCGGUGUUCUCACGGAGAGAGAAUUCCAUCUCGGGACCCUCAACAAGGUGUUUGCUUCGCAAUGGCUGAACCAUCGACAGGUGGUUUGCGGAACCAAAUGCAAUACGUUGUUUGUCGUCGAUGUGCAGACUGGCCAGCUCACCAAGAUCCCCAUCCUGAAAGACCGGGAGCCUGCCGGCGUCACUCCGCAGAGCUGCGGCAUCCAUGCCAUCGAGAUAAAUCCCUCCCGGACCCUGCUGGCCACAGGAGGUGAUAACCCCAACAGCCUUGCAGUCUAUCGGCUUCCGACCCUGGAUCCCGUCUGUGUGGGAGAUGAAGGGCACAAAGACUGGAUAUUUUCUAUUGCGUGGAUCAGUGACACCAUGGCUGUUUCAGGCUCUCGAGAUGGUUCAAUGGCUCUCUGGGAGGUAACAGAAGAAGUACUCAAUAAAACAGAUUUCCAGCGUGGCCUUUCCAGAGUCCCCGUGUACGCUCACAUUACUCAUAAAGCCUUGAAGGAUAUCCCUAAAGAGAACAGCAACUCGACCAACUGCAAGGUCCGGGCAUUGGCUUUUAACAGCAAGAACAAGGAAUUGGGAGCUGUUUCCUUAGACGGCUAUUUUCACCUUUGGAAAGCUGAACACACAAUAGCGAAGGUGCUUUCCAGCAAGCUGCCGUACUGCAGAGAGAACGUGUGUCUGGCCUAUGGUCUGGAGUGGUCGGUGUACGCUGUAGGGUCCCAGGCACAUGUCUCUUUCCUGGACCCCAGACAGCCCCCACAGAAUGUAAAGUCGGUAUACUGCAGGGAACAGGGCAGUGGGAUCCGGUCUGUCAGCUUUUACGAGCACAUCAUCACCGUGGGCACCGGACAGGGCUCCAUCUUGUUUUACGACAUUCGGGCUCACAGAUUUUUGGAUGAUUCUGGGAGCUGCCAGAAUGCCAAGUGCCGAGGAGAGAUGCUCAAGCUGUCCACGGGGAAAGGCUGGCUGAACCACAACGACAUGUGGAGGAAUUACUUCUCCGACAUGGACUGCUGCCCGAACGCCGUCUACACGCACUGCUACGACUCGUCCGGAACAAAACUCUUUGUGGCGGGGGGUCCGCUGCCGACCGGACUCCACGGGAACUACGCGGGUCUUUGGAGCUGAAAGCCACGUGGAAGCUGAUGGCUGCCAUCGGAUCCUUCUCUUCUUUACCAUCCGCCGGGAGCAGAUCGACUUUUCAUACAAAGCCCCGCGGGGUUCUUAUAUCUUACAGAAAAGACAAAAAAAUCCCUCAGAUGUAUAGUAAUUUUUUUUUUAUUUGUUUAAAAAUCACUAUUGGAAGAAUUCCAUCGGCCAACUGUUUCUCA
Molecule: messenger RNA, 1695 nt
Organism: Spea bombifrons (plains spadefoot toad)
Lineage: Eukaryota; Metazoa; Chordata; Amphibia; Anura; Pelobatidae
Gene: DCAF12
Product: DDB1 and CUL4 associated factor 12
Exons: 9
Coding region: 155-1492 (445 amino acids)
Cellular component (GO): Cul4-RING E3 ubiquitin ligase complex
Molecular function (GO): protein binding
Source: RefSeq, a predicted model, not a curated record